AUGGACACUUCUACGUCAGCCAGUGCUCCUCCGGUUCAAGAGGCUAGCCGCAAUGGAGCAAAAGCAAGGUCGCACAGCCCCGAGAUUGACGUGGAUAACAUUAAAUCGGACUGUUCGUCGCCGGUUAAGCUGGAGAAGCAGGAUGAAGUGGGCGAGCAUCCCCCUGUGACACGAGCCAUACUAGAGGUACAUUUGCUUGCUGGCACUAGCAGUCCAUUCUCGAAUUCAGAUGUUGCAGACGACUUCUUCGCCCACCAGUCGGUACCGUACCACAAGCAGCACUUCCGAGGGAACAGAGAACCUCAUAGCGACGCUUUCCGCGUGGGACUGGGUGACCAUAGACGGACUGAAGCUUCCAGCAGUUACUAGGAACAAGGAGAGAUACGUGGCAGUGCACAUGGUCCAGCUAAAGCUUCUGAGCAAAUUUCCGCCGGAUAUCCCUCGGGAGAUCAGUCAGAAGUUCACGAUGGGUUCGCAUAAAAUGACAUUAGCAGAGGCUUGGACGUUCAAUUCGAUCAAUGCGAUCAUCAGAAAGUUCGACCUCGGAUGCCAGUUGUUCACUGCGAACGACGAGCUCGUCAAACUGAACGACGUUCAAAUGUUCUACUGGAAUGUGAAGUUGUUCAAUUUGAUGAGAGUCAAUUCGCAAUACGAGUCGAGUAUAUCAGCCGCAGACAAUAAUAUUCAGUUGUUGGCGACGGCGACGCAGCUGAAGAAGCAAGUGGAAAGCGAUAUUCAGGUGAAUUUGAAGUUAUUGUGCGCCUAACUCACUUUCCGAUUUUAGGCGGUCCGGGCAGAACUGAACCGACUUGAGAAGAAUUACGCAGUUGGUAAGUCUCCACAAUCAGAUAUUUGUUGUCUCAUUACUUCGUUUUGCAGGUAACAUUGUUCAUGAGGAAGCCGCUUUGCAGCCAGCAACAAAGAAAAUUAUAUAUUCAAGAACAUGA
This is a messenger RNA of Caenorhabditis sp. 36 PRJEB53466, 947 nucleotides long. The record is from the annotation of a GenBank genome assembly. Lineage: Eukaryota; Metazoa; Nematoda; Chromadorea; Rhabditida; Rhabditidae.